Molecule: messenger RNA, 4274 nt
Organism: Poeciliopsis prolifica (blackstripe livebearer)
Lineage: Eukaryota; Metazoa; Chordata; Actinopteri; Cyprinodontiformes; Poeciliidae
Product: titin-like
Biological process (GO): cell surface receptor signaling pathway
Molecular function (GO): transmembrane signaling receptor activity
Source: RefSeq, a predicted model, not a curated record
AUGGUCAAGAGCCAUGGACUGAGAGGCUGCUGUGCAAGAAAGAAGCACUUGCUCCAGAAAAGGCACCUUAAGACUCGGCUGAAGUUUGCUGCUGAUCACAUGGACGAAGAUAAAACCUUCUGGAGGAAAGUUCUGUGGUCAGACAAAACAAAAAUCGAGCUGUUUGGCCACAACACCCAGCAAUAUGUUUGGAGGAGAAAAGUUCUCAAUCGAGCCACUGUGACCCUGAACCCAAACUGGCCUCUGAUAUACAAAGGUGAGAAAGUUAUUCUCCAGUGUGAGAUCCCAGGAGGAGAAGGAAGAAAGUGGACCUUUGAAUGGAGACCAACCAGGUUAAAUGAACCUCAAACAUCCCAGGAAUACAUUAUCAUAACUUCAGCCAAAGAGUCUGAUAGUGGAUAAUACAGCUGCAGAGGAACAAGUGGAGAUGAAUCAACAGACUGGAGCGAUGUGGUCGUAUUAACUGUGUGUAACCGUGCUUCAUCCCGCCUCCUCCCCAUCUCCACCUUCAGCCCGACGAACAUCCUCCAGGCCCACUCUUCGUUUCUCCUCCAAGGCUCCGCUCCAUCACCAGGAUUCGGACCGGGGGCAAAGACUAUUUCCAAGCCGACUGCGAUCCUUCAACCCAGUGGGUCUGUUGUAUAUAGUGGAGAGAAAGUCACUCUGAGAUGUGAGAUCAAGGAAGGAGGAAGAACUCAGUGGACAUAUGAAUGGAGAACAAACAAUAGAAACAUUCAAAUAAGAUCCAGUGAAUACAGCAUCAAUAAAGUCUAUGAAUCUCACAGUGGAGUUUACAGCUGUAUGGCUACAGGAGAUCAUCAACAAACAGAAUGGAGUGAUGGCGUCACACUGACAGUGAAAUCAUAUAAACCCAGAGUCACACUGACAGCAGACAGAACAUUCAUACCACUAGAGGGCAGCACAACACUGACCUGCUCUGUGGACGGAUCUGAUGACUGGAAGUUUGAUUGUGUGAUCCAACAUCCCAAAUGGACCCAGAUAUACAAAGGUGAACAAGUUACUUUGACAUGUGAGAUCCAGGGAGGCAGAGGAGCUGAGUGGACGUACGAAUGGAGACCAGCCAAUGAAAACUCUCCAAUGACAAAUGAAUUGAGGAUUAUUCCAGCUGUCAGUGGAGAUUACAGCUGCAGAGCUGAAACAGAUGAUAAUAAAACAGAAUGGAGUGAAGCCCUCAGACUGACAGUGUCAACAGAUAAACCCAGAGCCACACUGACAGCAGACCCAACAAUCAUACCAGCAGGGGGCAGCAUAACACUGACCUGCUCUGUGGACGGAUCUGAUGACUGGAAGUUUGAUUGGUUCAGAGAUGAUCGACCAGUUCAGCUCAGUGGAACCAAUGAACAACAAAGUGACGUCAGUGUCUCAGAUGGAGGUGUCUACAGCUGCAGAGGACGAAGAGGAAAUCCAGUUUAUCAAACGGAAGAAAGCAACAUUCAGAAAAUUGUGUCUGCGCCGACUGUGAAGCAGCAUCCCAGCUGGCCUGUCGUAUUCACAGGAGAGACGGUCACUCUGAGAUGUGAGAUGGAGGACGAUGAAGGAACUCAGUGGACGUAUAAAUGGAGUCCAGCCAAUAGAAACUCUCCAACAUCCAAUGAAUACAGGAUCAACAGCGUCUCUGAGUCUGACACAGAUAAACCCAGAGCCACACUGACAGCAGACCCAACAACCAUACCAGCAGGGGGCAACACAACACUGACCUGCUCUGUGGACGGAUCUGAUGACUGGAAGUUUGAUUGGUUCAGAAAUAAUCGACCAGUUCAGCUCAGAGGAACCGAUGAACAACAAAGUGAUGUCAGUGUCUCAGAUGGAGGUGUCUACAGCUGCAGAGGAGGAAGAGGAAAUCCACUUUAUCAAACUAAAGAAAGCGAAGAAGUCUCUGUUCUAAAAACCGUUUCCAAGCCGACUGUGAUCCUUCAACCCAGUGGGUCUGUUGUAUAUAAAGGAGAGAAAGUCACUCUGAGAUUGUCUGUGCCGACUGUGAAGCAGCAUCCCAGCUGGCCUGUCAUAUUCACAGGAGAGACGGUCACUCUGAGAUGUGAGAUGGAGGACGAUGAAGGAACUCAGUGGACGUAUAAAUGGAGUCCAGCCAAUAGAAACUCUCCAACAUCCAAUGAAUACAGGAUCAACAGCGUCUCUGAGUCUGACACAGAUAAACCCAAAGCCACACUGACAGCAGACCCAACAACCAUACCAGCAGGGGGCAGCACAACACUGACCUGCUCUGUGGCUGGAUCUACUGGCUGGAAGUUUGAUUGGUUCAGAGAUGAAGAACCAGUUCAGCUCAGAGGAACCAAUGAACAACAAAGUGACGUCAGUGUCUCAGAUGGAGGUGUCUACAGCUGCAGAGGAGGAAGAGGAAAUCCAGUUUAUCAAACGGAAGAAAGCAAAAAAGUCUCUGUUCUAAAAACCGUUUUCAAGCCGACUGUGAUCCUUCAACCCAGUGGGUCUGUUGUAUAUAGAGGAGAGAAAGUCACUCUGAGAUGUGAGAUCAAGGAAGGAGGAAGAACUCAGUGGACAUAUGAAUGGAGAACAAACAAUAGAAACAUUCAAAUAAGAUCCAGUGAAUACAGCAUCAAUAAAGUCUCUGAAUAUCACAGUGGAGUUUACAGCUGUAUGGCUACAGGAGAUCAUCAACAAACAGAAUGGAGCGAUGGCGUCACACUGACAGUGAAACUUCCCAUCACACCAACUGUGAUCCAACAACCCAACUGGUCUCAGAUCUACAGAGGAGAGGAAAUCACUCUGAGAUGUGAGAUCCAGGAUGAUGAAGGAACUCAGUGGACGUAUGAAUGGAUUACAACCAAUAGAAACUCUCCAACAUCCAGCAAAUCCAUGAUCACUGCUUAUAGCAGUGGAGAUUAUAAAUGCAGAGGAAGAAGAGACGGUUUCACCAUAACAAAGUGGGGAGUCAUCACAUUAACAGUGUCCUCGUCUCCCCCUCAGCCUGUCCUCUCUGUGUCUCCAUCAUGGCUGAAUCCUGGAGCCUCAGUGACUCUGAACUGUGAGGGUUUGGAGCUUCAAUCAGCAGGAUGGAGGUUCUUCUGUAAAACUGUUCCAAACCCAAUCAGCAGUUCCUACAGCUUUGAGCUGCUGCCUAACACCAUCAAUGGGUCUGAGCAGAACUCCUUCAUCAUUAAUGGACCGACUCAAACAGCAGGAUAUCAGUGCAGAGCAGGAAGAGGAGAACCAAAGUUUUACACUAAUUACAGUGAAGUAAAGUUUAUCUGGUCUGCAGACUCUCAUCCAGCAGCUUCUCUCUCAGUGAGUCCUGACAGAGUUCAACAUUUCAUUUAUCAGUCUGUCACACUGAACUGCACUGGGAACAACACCAAGUGGAGAGUGAAGAGGUUUACAGAAUCAACCAGUCUAUCAUAUGUUCAGUGCUUCAACUGGGGGAGGAUGCCUGAAUCCUCAUGUACCAUUAAGAGACUGAAGGUUCACAGUGGAGUUUACUGGUGUGAGUCUGGAUCAGGAGAAUUCAGCAAUGCAGUCAACAUCACUGUACAAAAUGAUUAUGAUGAUCGUGUUAUCCUGGUGAGCCCUGUUCAUCCUGUGACUGAGGGAGAUCCCGUGACUCUGAGCUGCAGAAAUAAACAACAACAGUUUCUCUCCAAUGUGUUUUUCUAUCAUAAUGAUAAACUCAUCAAUAAUGACAGCAGAGAGGAGCUGAAGAUCUCUGCAGUGUCAAAGUCAGAUGAAGGUUUCUACAAAUGUAAACAUUCAGGAAAAGAGUCACUAAAGAGCUGGAUGUCUGUUAGAGGAACUGUGUCCAGUCCUGUUCCCUCCUCGUCUCCUUUACUGCUGAUCAUUGGACCCAUUAGUGGAAUCAUUCUGAUUAUUUUCCUGCUCUUAUUGUGGCGCUACAAGCAGCACAAAGAUUUAUGCUCUUUCAGAUCAGAAAAAAACAGUCAGAGAUCGACCAUCAAUCAAGGAGCGGAGAAUGAGUUCAGUGUCAGUAGCUCUGCUACUCCAGCUGAACCCAGUGAAGUAACGUACACCGCCAUUAAAUUCAAAAAGCUCCGAAAAAAGAGAAAACCCCGUAAACCUGAGGAGCCCGUUAUUUACGCAGAAGUGAACACAAGUGCUGCAGAACUCGCUCCAACGUACGCUGAAAUCAAUAAGAACAGAGCCAAGCGAAACAGGAGAGAAAAACCUGCAGCAACAGAUGAAUCAGUUUAUUCUGAAAUCAAAUCAGGGGCAACUCUGGAAGGUGAAUCUGCCUUUUAGCACACCAUGCAAACUUAGAUGUUUGU